This is a messenger RNA of Labrus mixtus (cuckoo wrasse), 5066 nucleotides long. RefSeq names its product solute carrier family 8 member 4a (gene slc8a4a). The record is from RefSeq and is a predicted model, not a curated record. The coding region runs from base 818 to 3658 and encodes 946 amino acids. Gene Ontology annotation, cellular component: postsynapse; axon; sarcolemma. The transcript is spliced from 9 exons. Gene Ontology annotation, molecular function: calcium:sodium antiporter activity. Gene Ontology annotation, biological process: calcium ion import across plasma membrane; sodium ion transmembrane transport; cell communication. Lineage: Eukaryota; Metazoa; Chordata; Actinopteri; Labriformes; Labridae.
CAAGACUACCAUUUGCAUAACACCACACUCCUCUUUCUUGUCUGCCAACAUCCCUCUGCUUGAUAUCCAUCUUGUCCAGAUCCGCGUACUGUGUGGUUUGCGUCCGCUCAAUCCCUCACCAUUCAUUCACGCCUACUCUCAUGUGCAGUCCUGUUUGGUUCUUUGCGUUCUUCAGCACAGACAGAAAAGCAAGGGAAUUUUUGUCACUCUGAUAUUUCCGGACAGAAAAACACCUUUAAAGCUCUACAAGAUUUGAGUUUUGAAGACAUUCCGACUGAUCCAUGCGGGACGACAGAAGACACAGCCAGUUAUUUUAUUUAUUAUUUUACGCAUCAACAACCGCACGUAGCCUGGAGAAAAAAGCUGAAAAUGCAUUGUGGGCUUGAAACAUAACUUAGCCCUGUGGAAGCUGUCUCCGCGAUAGUACUUGCGAGGAGAAUUUAACAAGAGGAACUCAUCCGUGUGUUAAGUUUGCUUAGGUAGACUACCUGUCAGAAAAAAAAUCGAAAGAAAGAAGAAUCGUGGAAAGCUACGCAUCAUUUCCAAGACACCAGCGCAACAAGCCAACACCAUUACACCAGCUUGCUGUGUGAAUGGCACACGGGGUGUCUUCCUCUAUUGAACUGGUGCAUGGUAGCCCCGCUGUGACCAGGGUCCAGUUGAAAUUCUCGGCUUUCUAGCGGAAUGAAAGAUAAGUUUAUCUCCUGAGGCCACAACUUCCACCCUGAGCUGACUCACUGACACCUGCCACCAGACGUUCACAUGUGAUGCGAAUUGAACUCCGGAACCAGAAGACUCCAAGCAUCAUUGCGCUGCCAUGUCACUACCCAAGCGUGGUCUGAAUUUCACUCCACCUAUCACACCAUGUAUGUUCAUCUCCAUCCUGCUGGUGCUGCUCCCAGGAGUCACACAAUUCUCCCAGGGCAGCCCCAGAAAUGAAGACAAUCACAGCACAACAGGUAACUGCUCCAGUGAAGAUAACUGCUCCGAUGGCGUGGUCCUGCCCAUGUGGAACCCUCAGAACCCUGCGGUAGGCGACAAGGUGGCACGUGCCAUUGUCUACUUUGCGGCCCUCAUCUACAUGUUCCUGGGCAUGUCCAUUAUCGCAGACCGCUUCAUGUCUUCUAUCGAGGUCAUCACCUCUCAAGAGAAGGAGAUCACCAUUAAGAAACCCAACGGUGAGACGACCACGACUACUGUGCGCAUCUGGAAUGAGACGGUAUCGAACCUGACAUUGAUGGCCCUGGGCUCAUCUGCUCCAGAGAUCCUGCUGUCAGUCAUAGAAGUGGUGGGCCAUAACUUUGAAGCUGGAUCUCUGGGUCCAAGCACCAUUGUGGGCAGCGCUGCGUUUAACAUGUUCAUCAUCAUCGCUCUCUGUGUCUACGUGGUGCCAGAAAACGAAAUACGCAGGAUAAAGCACCUGCGGGUGUUUUUUGUCACUGCUGCCUGGAGCAUAUUUGCCUACAUCUGGCUCUACCUCAUCCUGUCCGUGUUCUCCCCCGGAGAGGUGGAGCUUUGGGAGGCCAUCCUUACCUUCUUCUUCUUCCCUGUCUGUGUGCUGCAAGCUUGGAUUGCAGAUCGCCGCCUGCUCUUCUACAAGUAUGUCAACAAGCGCUAUCGUGCUGACAAGACCCGUGGCAUUAUCAUCGAGUCAGAGGGAGAUGCCAUGUUCACCAAAAUGGACUUGGAGAUGGACGGCCAGGGUGUUAACUCCCACACUCACCCCAAAGAGGCUCUGGACGGCAUGCUGGAGGGAGUGGAGGAAGGUGGAGGGAUGAGUGCGGAACAAGAUCAAGAGGAGGAGGCCAGGCGAGAUAUGGCGCGCACUUUGAAAGAUUUAAAACAGAGGCACCCGGAGAAGGACAUGGAGCAACUGAUUGAGAUGGCAAACUACCAAGUCCUGGUCCAACAGCAGAAGAGUCGGGCCUUCUAUCGCAUUCAAGCCACCCGCAUGAUGAUUGGAGCCGGGAACAUCUUGAAGAAGCACGCUGCAGAUCAGGCCAGGAAGGUGGUCAGUUGCCACGAGGCCAGCGGGCAAGAGGAGGAUCCCAACACCAUCUACCUGCAGUUUGAACCCUCUCACUAUCAGUGCUUUGAGAACUGUGGCUCACUUAAGCUGUCAGUGACCCGGCAUGGAGGAGAGAGUGGCUGCACUGUGAAGGUGGACUACCGGACAGAGGAUGCGACUGCCAAUGCCGGCUCAGAUUAUGAGUUUGCUGAGGGCACUCUCGUCUUUAAGCCUGGUGAGACGACAAAAGAAUUCACAGUAGGCGUUAUUGAUGAUGACAUAUUUGAAGAGGAUGAGCACUUCUACGUGCGCCUCAGCAAUCCACGCAUCGUGCACCGGGCCGAGGUGUCCGUCCUGGAGCCGAGCUCCAUCACCUCCAGCAACAGCAUGGUGGGCCUCUCCCCUCACGUUCCUCCAAAGGCAGCCCUCGGCAGCACUCACACUGCCACAGUGACGAUCUACGACGACGACCACGCUGGUAUCUUCACAUUUGAGAACAACUCCUCGAGGGUCAGCGAGAGUGUCGGCAACAUGCAGGUGAAGGUUCACAGGACGUCCGGGGCGAGGGGGAAGGUGGCAGUGCCCUACCACACUGUCGAGGGCACCGCCAAGGCAGGGGAGGACUACGAGGAGGUGUCCGGCAAGCUGGAGUUUCAGAACGAUGAGACCAUGAAGCUGUUGAAUGUGAAAAUCAUCGAUGAUGAAGAGUACGAGAAGAACAAAACUUUUACGGUGGUGUUGGAGGAACCCAUCCUGCUGGAGGUCGGACAGAGACACGGAGACACCAAUGAUAACAAGACAGCACUGGGACCGGAGGACGUGUCAAAGAUGGGCUGCCCCUGUCUGGGUGAGCACACCAAGCUGGAGGUGGUUAUUGAGGAGUCCUAUGAGUUCAAGAGCACAGUGGACAAGCUGAUUAAGAAAACAAACCUGGCUCUGGUGGUGGGAAGCAGCAGCUGGAGAGAGCAGUUUGUUAGUGCCGUCACUGUCAGCGCAGGUGACGAUGACGAAGAAGACAGUGGUGAGGAACGCUUGCCGUCCUGCUUUGAUUACAUCAUGCAUUUCCUGACAGUUUUCUGGAAAGUCCUCUUCGCUUUUGUCCCACCCACUGAGUACUGGAAUGGCUGGGCCUGUUUUUUUGUGUCCAUUUCCCUCAUCGGCGUACUGACUGCUGUGACUGGGGACCUGGCCUCCCAUUUCGGCUGCACCGUCGGCCUCAAAGACUCGGUCACUGCUGUUGUGUUCGUGGCACUUGGCACCUCUGUCCCAGAUACUUUUGCCAGUAAAGUCGCCGCCAUCCAGGACCAGUAUGCAGACGCCUCCAUCGGCAACGUGACGGGCAGCAACGCGGUGAAUGUCUUCUUGGGCAUCGGGGUGGCAUGGACCAUCGCUUCUGUUUACUGGCAUACCAAAGGCAAGGUGUUCAAGGUGGACCCCGGCUCCUUGGCCUUUUCCGUCACUCUCUUCACCAUCAUGGCGCUGGUGUGUGUGCUGGUGCUGCUCUACCGCCGACGUCCCAAUGUGGCAGGCGGAGAGCUGGGGGGCCCACGGACACCCAAGCUCUUCACUUUAAUGUUGUUCAUUUCCUUGUGGUUCAUCUACAUCCUGCUAUCCUCACUGGAGGCAUACUGCCACGUGCCUGGCUUCUGAGACUGAGGGAAACGCACAGACCAGCUCCUCUCCUUGUUUUUAUGAUCUUCUGGUGUGUUUUCUCUCGUUUUUUUGUCUAUUUUCGCAAAGGUUUAUAUAUCGAUUUGUAUCAUAAGUUAUUAUUGAUACCGCACAAUAUCUGACUUUGAAUCUUUGGACUUUUGCUACCACCCACUUUGCUGUGAAGCACAGCUUUAGCCACUGAACGUGAGCCCUUCCUCUUUUUUGAAACAUUUUAUUCCACAGGACAUUUAUCUAAUCACUGCUAUCAGCAUCGAUCACAUGAAACCUUUUGACACUUUUCUGGCAUCAUGUCCUUUUCUCUGUGUGGACAUUUUUUGUGUUAUAAAGUGUUAAAGAAAGCACAAGAAAAAGUAAGCACUUGUUAUUUUAAGGGUGUUAUAACAUGAGAAUUGCAGUUGGUGCAUGGGGCGACAUUAUACUUGACAUUUACGUACCAAGAAAGACAUUACCGAGGCUGAAGUGACUCGUAAAAUGUGUGUUGAUAUUUAUUACUCAAUCUAUACAUUAAUUAUUCAUUGUAUAUCAUGUAAAAGGUGAACAUCGUGCUUGGGAGUUUUGUGAAAGAGUAGGUGUGUUUUUUUAAUUUUUGCACGUUAUCAGAAUAAGAGUUUCUUGGUAAUCUAUUUUAAAAAGUACUGUAUGUAAUAUUUUGACAUGGCUGUUGACGUGUUGAUGUGUUCCUGUACAUGUGAAACACAGCUGUAUCACAAUCUCUUCACUGCCUGGUCCCCUUUCCUGCUAAGCUUUUCAGUCAGUGUCAUAUUCAGGGUUUUAGAACGCCUUUUUUAUUUUUACAACAUAAAUCAACCGGAGCAGAGUUCCGCUUUGAAUUGUACUAUGAAGUAUAAAAAAUAUUUUUUUUGCGUGGCUGUGUGUGUGUGUGUGUGUGUGUGUGUGUGUGUGUGUGUGCUUCUCUGCUCUCCAGCACAAGUUGGAGAAAGGCUUUGCACUAUCUGAUCAUUGAUAACACAAUCAUUGCUGGUGUUCAUGACAUUAAAGUGCAGCCUGAUAGUCUGUCGCGCUGACACUGUGAACAUUUUUAACAUAACCACUUUGAGAAAAAGCACAGUUUUUUUUUGUUCAGUUAACGUAAGCAGGUUUUAGAUCCUAAUCAUAGCACAAUCACUGAGAAGCUCCAUCCUUUUCGAUGAGAAAAUUUGCCAAAAGAGAAGACAUGUACAGAACUCCCUGAGGAUGUCUCCUUGUGUUGCACAGCAGUUGAUAUUGAAGUUUGGUUUUUAUUUAACCUAGACUCUGUAGAGCCAUAUUUAUUGUAAAAGUAUUACAGUAGAGGUAUUUAUAUGAUAAAUUUCAGUUUUAUUGAUAUGCACGUUUAAUGUACAAAAAGUGGAAAUAAAUGUUGCUGAUUUAUGAUGAUGUGAAA